AUGAACUCUGCAGGUCUAGCCACCAAUUCCUUGAGCUCCUCCUCCCUCAACCACGCCCUAAGGUCUCAGCCUUCGGUGUCGUCUGCCGUGGGAGAGGUCUCUCCAGUUGAUGACUCCGAACAGCUUCAUGGGGGCCAUUCUCAUAACAGCCAUGUGUCUCAUAAUAAUCAUGCUAAUCAUCCCCAACUGAACCACCACUUGCACCUCCUGCUGCAUCACAACACGCAAUAUGGCUCCAUGACUCAGCUCACGCCGCUACAAGAGAGCUUCAGUAAAGUAAACGAUAACGUGGCCAAGUUGGAGAACGAUGUGGCCACUUUAAGUCAGGAGCUUGCCUACUUCCGCCAUGUGGUGGAUUUUCAAAAUCUGAAAAUAGAGAAGUUGACCCAGCUAUUAUCUGACGUGCUACAAAACAAGGACACCUCUUCAAUUGUCAAUCUGCUACAAUCUCUUCAAGAAGGCGACCCCUUUAAUGUCAAUGACAACCAGGACUCCGUCGACAACCUGGUCCCUGAAUCUGUGCACGAAUCUGUACACGACGCUGUCCACGACCCAGUUCACGACUCAGUGCACGAUGUCACUGCAGAUCUCCCCUCUUUGCAACUGUCCAAUGUUGUCCAGGUGCCAGGGGUGGUGGAUGUUCUGGGUGUCUCCCUUAAUAACAAUAUGGAUCCUCAGCUCCAUCAAGUUGCUCAAGCAGCUGUGCUGGCACAGGGCAAAGGUGGAAAGCGAAAACGCUCCUCCUACGCAAAGGUAAAUGGUAACUCUGAUGGCCUAAAACCUCAACUGCUGCGGAACCACCAACAGCAACAAUCCCAACAACAAAGACAAAUGCAGCAGGCAUCCAUGCAGCAACAGCGAGACCAACAAUCUCGAGCUCUGGUGUCAAUGCAACAACAACGGCAACAACAACAGCAGCAGCAACAGGCGCAGCAGCAGCAACAACAACAACAAGCACAACAAGCACAACAAAAUCAACAGAAUCAACAACAACUGCUGCUGACUCAAGACAGCGGCAAGGACUUGGUGCUGAUGCCCGGUCUUGAAGUUGUUGUUGACGAUAUGGGUGGACGGAAGAAACCAAAGAUAACUGUAGACUUCCUCCACAACCCUAUGAAUGUGAAAGACAUCUACGAUGAGUUUACUAGAGGAUUCCGUGGCCAGCCACCUCUACGAGAGAUGGACGAGAGGUUCGGCAAGCACGAAUGGAGAGGUGACUCGAGGUCCAAGGAGCUGAAAAGAUUUCAAAGAAGGAAAAAGCUUUGCGACGCCAUUGAGCGUGGGAUGGCAAAGUAUGGGAAAUCCGCAAUGGAAAUCAUUGACUACAUUGAGGACUUCCGGGGCGACAAGUCGCUUACGUGGGUCAUGAACGGGAAUUUGCCUCGAGACUUGCUUGAGUGA
Molecule: messenger RNA, 1401 nt
Organism: Candidozyma auris
Lineage: Eukaryota; Fungi; Ascomycota; Pichiomycetes; Serinales; Metschnikowiaceae
Exons: 1
Coding region: 1-1401 (466 amino acids)
Biological process (GO): positive regulation of ribosomal protein gene transcription by RNA polymerase II
Molecular function (GO): DNA-binding transcription factor activity, RNA polymerase II-specific; RNA polymerase II cis-regulatory region sequence-specific DNA binding
Source: RefSeq, a predicted model, not a curated record